This is a messenger RNA of Annulohypoxylon maeteangense, 1789 nucleotides long. RefSeq lists its product as uncharacterized. The coding region runs from base 139 to 1446 and encodes 435 amino acids. Lineage: Eukaryota; Fungi; Ascomycota; Sordariomycetes; Xylariales; Hypoxylaceae. The transcript is spliced from 7 exons. Gene Ontology annotation, cellular component: nucleus. The record is from RefSeq and is a predicted model, not a curated record. Gene Ontology annotation, molecular function: metal ion binding.
UCACCUAUCACCUAUCUUCAGAAUAUCACAACUUGGAAACAUCAACAAUUAUUUAAGAAAGUAUCGUGAUACUGGUGUCUGUAACCACUACGGUACCGUCAGUUAUUUUCAUACCAAAUACUUUCUGAAGUUGCCAUAAUGUCGUCUCCCGAAGAUGAAGAGUUAAUCACUAAGAUUUCCAACCUCGCUAGUCGAAUCAAUAGAUUCAAGGCCCAACGCGACGGCCAGCCGCAAUCAGAAUCUUACCGCCCUUCUCGCACCUCUGUCUACCGUGCUUCCCCGUAUCCUUCUCCCUCAACUUACCGUGGUGGACGCGGCGGCCGAGGUGGAUUCCGACCAACCUAUCGCAACAAGACCUUGGUCCUCAAUGGCCAGAAUCAACCCGCUUCCGACUCGGGUGAAGGCACCAAUGACACUUCCGACCCUCCCACGCCUACUACGUCUUUUGUCACCAGAAACGAUCGCCAUUUGCAGCUGAUCAAGACCGAUGUUUACAAGAAGGAAUCGCAGAAUCGUGUGGAUGCGAUGAAACAGACUCUUCGUCAGAAGCUACAUCAGAGGGAUCAGAUGGAGAAGGCUGCUUUCAUGAGCAGCGUGGUUCAAAGUGGUGCUGGUGUUGCCCCAAUUGAUGGCCCUAGCACGCCACAGUCAGCUUCUCCAUUCGAGGUUGUCGUAGAUGGCAUUCGUUUUCGGGUUAUUCAGCAAGGUAGCAAGCUCGUCAAGGAUCGCGACGACGUUAAUCCCCCUUCCGCGACCCCUAAGAUGACUACCAUCGGUGGAGUCAAGUUUUAUCGAACUAAAAACGGCAACCUUAUCCGACAUGGUGUCGUUAAAGCUCAGCGAUUCGCUGGAGGAAUAAUGAAGGUCAACGAACUUUGCAAGACCUUCGCAUGGACCGGAUCAUGUCCCAAAGGUCCCUCAUGCCGCUAUGUCCACGACGCGUCCAAGACGGCUAUAUGCCGAGACUACUUAGUCAAGGGUAAAUGCCUUCAAGGUUCCCAUUGUGAUCUUUCACAUGACAUUACAGAGCAGCGUACCCCCCUCUGCGUGCAUUUCGCCAAGGGUAAUUGCCAUAACGCAUCGUGCUCGUAUGUGCACGCGGAGCACUCUUCGGCAGACCCGGUGUGCCGCUCGUUUGGUACGUACGGAUACUGCGAGCAGGGAGCGCAAUGUCCCGAUCGCCACGUAUUCGAGUGUCCCGAGUUUAGCAACACGGGUACUUGUAAGAACAAGGGUUGUAAGCGUCCCCAUAUCGAAAGGGCGAGUGUCCUACGCAAGAAGAACAAUCAGCUAUCUUCUGGUGACCUAGAGGACUUGUCAAGCGAUGACGAGGACGCUGCUGCCGAUAGCGACGACAUCGACUCCGUCGUGGUCGAGGAGUUCAUCAAGAAAGAAGAUGACGACGAUCUUGAUUUUGCUCAGCAGAAGGACUACAUCGGAUUCUAAGGAGUCCCGCCGCGACUCUUACUAACGCAUCUAGGUCAUCUCAACAUUCGUCUUUUUGACUCGUGUUCAAUAUGCUAAAGGACAGUGUUCUGGUUUUCUACGAUGCGGCUUCUAGUCUUUUUAGGCUAGUAUCUAGACGGCGCACAUAUGCCAUGGCCUUUAGUUUGGCGUUUGAGGAAUGCCCUUUGUACAACGGACUUGAUACCCCUUUCUGCGAUGAUGCGCCUUCGGACGAGGCGUUCGUUAGGGAGUUGAUACCCCUGACGUGGAAGAAAUAGAGAAAAGUGAAAAUAACGAGAGAGGUAGAUAAUUGCUGCAGUCAAUAAAAUGAAUUGCUUUGUAA